CAUAAGUUAAUGAUGUCGCUGUGGCAGGGUCGGUUGAAGCGGAUGGGGUCAGAGGCGGGCUACAUGUUGACAGCUGGAGCAUAAGGAAACAUCGCAGUCAAGCUGGCAAACGCGUUUAUAUUCAGCGCAAAUCAUGUUUGCGAAAGGUAAAGGGACCGCGGUGCCAUCGGACGGGCAAGCUCGGGAAAAGUUGGCAUUGUACGUCUAUGAAUAUUUGUUACACGUGGGAGCUCAGAAAUCUGCACAGACGUUUUUAUCAGAGAUAAGAUGGGAGAAGAACAUAACCCUUGGUGAACCACCAGGCUUUCUGCACUCUUGGUGGUGUGUGUUUUGGGACCUGUACUGUGCAGCACCUGAGAGAAGGGACACGUGUGAUCACUCCAGUGAAGCUAAGGCCUUCCAUGACUAUAGUGCUGCUGCGGCACCCAGUCCAGUCCUAGGCAACAUGCCUCCCGGUGACAGCAUGCCGGGUGGACCCAUGCCCCCCGGAUUCUUCCAGGGACCACCUGGUUCCCAACCCUCCCCUCACACUCAGCUACCUCUCAACUCUAACAUGAUGGGGGCUCAUGGACAGCCUUUUAUGUCUCCUCGCUAUGCUGGAGGACCUCGGCCACUCCUCAGAAUGGGUAACCCGCCUCCAGGUGGGCAGCCUUUACCUCCAAAUAUGAUAGACCCUACACGACCAACAGGCCAUCCAAAUCUGGCACCUAUGCAGAGAAUGAAUGCUCCUCGAGGAAUGGGCCCUAUGGGACCGGGACCACAGUCUGAUCCUUGGUUAUCAUUACAGAGUUAUGGAGGAGGAAUGAGGCCUCCAAACUCCAUGGGCCCUGGAAUGCCAGGGGUGAACAUGGGAGCAGGAGCAGGCAGAACAUGGCCUAAUCCUAAUAACGGAAACACGAUACCAUAUUCCUCAUCAUCCCCAGGAACAUAUGUGGGUCCUCCAGGAGGAGCAGGAGGUGGUGGAUGCCCUCCAGGAACACCCAUCAUGCCAAGUCCAGCAGACUCCACUAACUCGGGUGAAAACCUCUACACACUGAUAAACUCAGUACCCCCAGGAGGAAACCGAUCUAAUUUUCCUAUGGGUCCUGGGUCAGAUGGCCCAAUGGGAGGACUGGAAUCACAUCACAUGAAUGGCUCACUGGGUUCGGGUGACAUAGAUGGACUCCCAAAGAACUCUCCUAAUAAUCUAAGCAGCAUGAGUAACCCACCAGGAACGCCACGAGAUGACAGUGAACUAGGUGGAAGUUUCCUGCACUCUUUCCAAAAUGAAAAUUACUCACCGACAAUGACAAUGAGCAUGUGAAAGAUAAGCCAACCUCACCAAGAACCAGAGUUUAACCUCACACAUCCAUAGGAACCAAAUCCUACCACAGCUCUGGAUGAGGUGGAUGCUUCUCAUCUCAGCACAGAUGAAGGAAGGACCUGUCUGAGAUGAGAGUGGCAUCAUUUUAAACCACUCUAAUAUUUUCAAAUAACUUCAACAUAGAAGCCCACACACACCAAGACAACAUCAAUUUGCUUCUUUUUGUUAAGUGGAUCUCAAAAUUUUAGGACCAUGACAACAUUUACACUGUGGAUAUAGUGCAGAAUACUAUGUACUUCUUCAGAGAGGAUGUGCAGCAUGUGUGUAACAUUCCAUUAGAGUAUUUUAGGAUCUAAUCUCUCAUAUUUUAGAAAGCCUCAAAACAAGUUUGUCACACUGUAAUGGAUUUCUUGAAAAUUGCUUAAUCCCGAGGAACACCUUUGGCUACAGUGGAUUUGAUAUGCACCAAUGCGAAGGACACAAAAAUUCUAUCAUUCUGCUAUCAUUUCCUUCAUCGCAUAAUAGGAUAAUACAAUGGACUGUUAGCAAAAUUAAAAUUACUACUCCUGUUCAAUGUCAUGAUAUUUUAUAACAAUGGAUUUUACUGCUGAAGCCUUUUAAUGUGCCUAAUGUGGGACAUUUUUCCAAUUUUCCAUGGGACAUUCACAAGAUGACAUGAAAUUAAGUGUUUUUGGGUGUUUGGUCAAACUCAACACUUCAUCAUGCAACACUGCAUCUUUUCUCACUGGCUUCGUUUUCAUUUUCCUUUGUGCUGUUGUAUGGUGUUUUUGACCCAUUGCUGUUUGCCUUAAGUCACAGUUAAAAAUGUGACCCAAACACCCAAAAGGCAGUUAUUUAACUAAACUUAGCCAAGAAAACAUGCCCUCUCACAUUCAACUUUUAUUUCCUUCAAAUUUUCUGAGAUGUGUAAAUAUUUGUAUUAACAUAAAUUCAACAGCUGAGACAAACUGAACAAGUUUCACAGACGUGGUGAACAGAAAUGGAAUACUGAGUCCCUGAAUAAAGGGGGUGUCUUUAUCAAAAGUAAAAAUUCUUGUGUGACCACCACACUAAGGUGUUUGCAAGUUCCUGAGCUUCUGGGGGAGACGUGGUUAGCCACUGUGAGGAUGAUAAGCUGUCCUUCCUAUCUCCCUGUUCAAUGAACAAGCUUAAAAAAAUCAUUGUUUAAACAUUUUCCAAAAAAAUAUAGUCUUUAAAAUAUAGUAUGCUGAAAAAGGGGUGAUUCAUGUUUUGCUGAGUUUAUAUAUUUUUUUAAAACUUUCUCUUCCCUAGUCUGUCUUAAUAUUGUACCGCCUUACUUGACCUGUUACAUCAUGUUGUUUAGCCUUUGCUGUAUGUAUUAUGUUCCUUGUAAUACACAGUGAAAUGACUUGUGUAAUUUUUAUGAUUAAAUUAUUUUUUUGUUCAGACAACUA
Messenger RNA from Cyprinus carpio (common carp), 2739 nucleotides. It is a transcript of the gene ssbp3a, whose product is annotated as single stranded DNA binding protein 3a. Gene Ontology annotation, biological process: positive regulation of transcription by RNA polymerase II. NCBI's taxonomy places the organism in Eukaryota, Metazoa, Chordata, Actinopteri, Cypriniformes, Cyprinidae. Gene Ontology annotation, cellular component: nucleus. The record is from RefSeq and is a predicted model, not a curated record. Gene Ontology annotation, molecular function: single-stranded DNA binding; protein binding.